GGCCUCUCCUCAGGAUGGACCAUAGAUGCUCUUCAGCCUCCUCUUUUUUUGCCUGGGUAUGUCGUACACCUGGCAGCGGCUGUGCAGUGUCUGGGAGCCUCGUUUCAUUCCAGGGUAUUUCCUCUAGUAUUGCCUGUGAAGUGGUAACAAGCAGCUUUCCUUCACUUUCUGUAAUUGUUCAGUCGCUGUUUUGCUCAGUUGACAUGCGCCAUCCUAUGGAAUACAGCGUGCACUUCACCAGAUAUAUAGAAGACUCUAUAGUGCAAGCUCUUACUGUCAUGAGCAAUCAUUGGGUUGCUUAUGCUGAUCUAUGAUAUGCUGUUGCCUGAGGAAGACAUCAGCAUAAUCACUUCUAUUUUCUCUUCUCCCCUUCAGGUUUCUCCAAUCCAGGAUGCUCUGCUGAUAUCUUCUAUAUAAGAGAAUUCUCCUGGAUGACCCAUCAACCAUGGAGAGAGACAGGAACAAGAUGGCCAACAGGAUCAUAAACCUCACCCUACAGAUACUCUUCCGGCUUACUGGAGAGGAUUACACAGUAGUGAAGAAGUCCUCUAGUGGGCGCUGUCGGGCCCCUGUGUGUGAAGGAUGGGGAAGAACCCUGAGCCCAAUCCCGGGGCCCCCACCUCACUCCCUGAUACAUGAGGAAAUGGAUGAACAGAAGAUCCUAGAACUCAUCUACAAGAUGAUGGAGCUGCUGACUGGAGAGGUUCCUAUAAGGUGUCAGGACGUGGCGGUCUAUUUCUCCAUGGAGGAGUGGGAGUAUAUAGAAGGACACAAGGAUCAGUACAAGGAUCAGGUGAUGAUGGAGGAUCAGCAGCCCCUCACAUCACCAGUCAGAUCCAGUAAGAGAACAGCACCAGAGAGGUGUCCCCGUCCUCUUCUUCCACAGGAUGAUCAGGGAGAAGAUUGGAACAAUAUUAAUGCUGCAGAGACAGAUGUGAGCGGUGAUGAGCAGUAUAAGGAGGACAUUCCUACAGGGAGAGAUCUGAUCUUUAUUAAUACUACAGACAUAAAGGAAGAAGAAGGGACAGAUGUGAAGGGUGAUGAGCAGUAUAAGGAGGACAUUCCUACAGGUGACUUUCCAGAUGUCUGUAUCAGGACCUCAGAGGAAAGUUAUAUAUCUUCAGAUUUUAUAGCAGAUGAUGGCCUUACACAAAACACAUAUGAAGAAGAUUCCAUUGUCUCGGAUAUACCCUCAGCCCUUCACAGCCAAGAUCUGUCAUCUUUGAACAAGAUCCUACCUUCUGGUUCUUCACAUUGUGUAAAGCAAAAUAAAGGCCCCAGAAGGGGUGUUGAACGUCAAUUAGUAGAGAAAUCGUAUUCAUGUUUAGAAUGUGGGAAAUGUUUUAGUGUUAAAUCACAUUUUGUUGAACAUCAAAGAACUCACACAGGGGAGAAGCCAUUUUCAUGUUCAGAAUGUGGAAAAUGUUUUACUGGGAGAUCGGAUCUUGCUAAACAUCGGAGAUUUCACACAGGGGAGAAGCCCUUUUCAUGUUCGGAGUGUGGGAAAUGUUUUACUUUGAAAUCAGAUCUUGUCAGACAUCGAAGAACUCACACAGGAGAGAAGCCGUUUUCAUGUUCAGAAUGUGGAAAAAGUUGUUCUCAGAAAUCAGAUCUUGUUAAACACCAGAGAACUCACACAGGAGAGAAGCCAUUUUCAUGUACAGAAUGCGGGAAAUGUUAUACCGUUAAAUCCCAUCUUGUUGAACAUCAAAGAAUUCACACAGGAGCAAAGCCAUUUUCAUGCCCUCAGUGUGGGAAAUGUUUCAGUCGAAGAUCAAAUCUUGUUGUACAUGAGAGGAGUCACACAGGGGAAAAGACAUAUCCAUGUUCAGAAUGUGGGAAAUGUUUUAAUGACAAAUCGAAUCUUGCCAGACAUCAAAGAAUUCACACAGGAGAGAAGCCAUUUUCAUGUUUAGAUUGUGGGAAAUGUUUUACCCAAAAAUCAUAUCUUUUGAGGCACCAGAUAAUUCACACAGGAGAGAAGCCAUUUUCAUGUUCAGAAUGUGGGAAAUGUUGCUCUCAGAAAUCAGAUCUUGUUAAACAUCAAAGAACUCACACAGGGGAGAAGCCAUAUUCAUGUUUAGAAUGUGGGAAACAUUUUAGCGUUAAAUCGCAUCUUGUUGAGCAUCAAAAAACUCACACAGGGGAGAAGCCAUUUUCAUGUUCAGAAUGUGGAAAAUGUUUUACAGUAAAAUCAAAUCUUGUUAAACAUCAGAGAAGUCACACAGGAGAGAAUCCAUUUUCAUGUUCAGAAUGUGGAAAAUGUUUCCCUGUGAUAACUCAUCUUAUUGAGCAUGAAAGAGCUCACCGAGGGGAGAAGCCAUUUUUAUGUUCAGAAUGUGGAAAAUAUUUUUCUCAGAAAUCACAUCUUAUAAGACAUCAGAUAACUCACACAGGGGAGAAGCCUUUUUCAUGUCCAGAAUGUGGGAAAUGUUGUUCUCAGAAAUCAGAUCUUGUUAAACAUAUGAGAAUUCACACAGGGGAGAAGCCGUAUUCCUGUACUGAAUGUGGAAAAUGUUACAGCGUCCAAUCACAUCUUGUUGUACAUCAAAAGACUCACACAGGAGAGAAGCCGUAUUCUUGUUCAGAAUGUGGGAAAUGUUUUACAUUGAAAUCAACUCUUAUUAGACACCAGAGAAUACACACAGUGGAGAAUCCAUUUUCAUGUUCGGAAUGUGGGAAAUGUUUUACUGUGAUAUCACAUCUCAUAGAACAUCAAAGAAUUCACACUGAAGAGAAGCCGUUUUCCUGUUUUUAACCCGUUUUAUUGACUAGAAAAUAGUUUGUAAAAAGUAAAGUCGCAUGAAUGUCAUCUAAAAACCAAAUAGAAUCCAGAUAAGACAUCGAUGUAUCAACCACGUGCAUAGAAUAUUUCACAUUAAGGGUAGGUUCACACGGAACGGAUCAGACGAUGGACUCUUAUAUAUGCCUGCAGCUUUGCCUGCUUGUAGCGGCAAUACGCUGUAAAUAGGACAGGAAGCAGAUGGCUCCAUUCACAGGGUAGAGACCAUCAUGGUGGCUCAGCCAAUCAGGUAUUGAUUUCUCAAUAACUGUUACCAAUUCUCAAUAAUUGUUUAUUUAUAUGUUUAUAUGUAUUUAAAAUAAAACUGCUAUG
Molecule: messenger RNA, 3115 nt
Organism: Hyla sarda
Lineage: Eukaryota; Metazoa; Chordata; Amphibia; Anura; Hylidae
Product: zinc finger protein 260-like
Exons: 7
Coding region: 446-2758 (770 amino acids)
Biological process (GO): negative regulation of transcription by RNA polymerase II; regulation of immune system process; regulation of cytokine production
Source: RefSeq, a predicted model, not a curated record